UUUUACCCGCGCCUUUACAAUUCUCUCUCCUCCACUGUGAAAAAGGAGAAGCACAGAAGAGAGAGAAAGAGAGAAAAUACAGAGUGCUGGAAUCACUUGGCCUUGUCUUCCUGUUACCUCUCUCUUUCUUCUUCAUUCCAUUACUGCAAUCCCCUUCUUUUUCCUCUUCUUUUUAAUCGCCAACUCAACGAGCCACGAGAUUCCAUUUCCUUCCUUCUCUGAUUCGGCCAUGGCGGAUGAUAAGGCAAUGUCAGCCACUGUCGUUGAUGGAAAUGAUCCAGUUACUGGUCACAUAAUAUCCACAACUAUAGGAGGCAAGAAUGGGGAGCCCAAACAGACUAUAAGUUACAUGGCAGAACGUGUUGUUGGGACUGGAUCAUUUGGUAUUGUUUUCAAGGCCAAAUGCUUGGAAACUGGUGAAAACGUGGCUAUAAAGAAGGUUUUGCAGGACAGAAGAUAUAAGAACCGUGAGCUACAGUUAAUGCGUGUGAUGGAUCAUUCAAAUGUCAUUUCCUUAAAGCAUUGUUUCUUUUCCACUACUACAAAAGACGAACUUUUUCUCAACUUGGUUAUGGAAUAUGUCCCUGAAACCAUGUUUCGGGUUUUGAAGCAUUACAGCAAUGCAAAUCAAAGAAUGCCAAUUAUCUAUGUCAAAUUAUACAUGUACCAGGUUUUUAGGGGCCUGGCCUAUAUCCACACGGUUCAUGGAGUUUGCCACCGAGAUUUGAAGCCUCAAAAUAUUUUGGUGGAUCCCCUUACUCACCAAGUUAAAAUAUGCGAUUUUGGAAGUGCAAAAAUGCUUAUGAAAGGUGAAGCCAAUGUUUCAUACAUAUGUUCACGCUUCUAUCGAGCCCCAGAACUCAUAUUUGGAGCUACAGAGUAUACAACCUCAAUAGAUAUUUGGUCUGCUGGUUGUGUCCUUGCAGAGCUACUUCUGGGACAGCCUUUGUUUCCCGGAGAAAAUGCUGUGGACCAGCUUGUAGAGAUUAUUAAGGUUCUUGGCACGCCAACUCGUGAAGAAAUUCGAUGUAUGAAUCCAAGUUACACAGACUAUAGGUUUCCACAGAUAAAAGCUCACCCUUGGCACAAGGUUUUCCACAAACGAAUGCCUCCUGAGGCAAUAGAUCUGGCUUCACGAUUGCUUCAGUAUUCACCUAGUCUCCGCUGUACUGCACUGGAAGCUUGCACACAUCCUUUCUUUGAUGAACUUCGAGAACCCAAUGCUCGCCUCCCAAAUGGUCGACCAUUCCCACCCCUCUUUAAUUUCAAACAAGAGCUGUUGGGGGCCUCUCCAGAGCUCGUUAACAGAUUGAUACCUGAUCAAGUGAAACGACAAAUGGGUCUUAAUUUGAAUCUAGCCGUGUCGUAAAUAUAGGCGUAUAGAGCAGUUGGAUUCUUCUUGUUCAUGCGUGGUGCAAAGACUACUGACCAACUUCAAGUUCAACUCUGCCUGCAUUAAACUGGGGCCGUUUAUGUUGCUCUACUCUGAGACUUGCAGGUCGGGGGACUUUACCAACUCUUCCUUGACAUGUUGUUCUCGCUGUUCUGACCUCCCAAUUACCAUCCAUCCCUCAAUCUCAGUUCUAAUAUUACUGCAAGUUGUAUAUGUUUGGUAGUAAAUCGAAGGAGGCCAGAGUUUGACUUAGCAGACAACUGCUAGCUAGAAGAGGGAUAGUUGUAGGUGGCAAAUUGUGCAUCUUUAGUUAGGAAGAGGGUAUCUAAUUUUAUAUAUAUGGAUGAAUGGUUGGAAUCUAGUUAGUUCCAGGGUGGUCUCAAGAUGGCUGACUUUGAAUUGCAAAAACUUGUAGUUAUUUUGUGUUCCAAGAAUCUCUCCCCUUCUCUUAAAUUGAAUAUGAAUCUAUUUGUUCUUUAGAUCCCA
Messenger RNA from Cucurbita pepo subsp. pepo (vegetable marrow), 1879 nucleotides. Its product is annotated as shaggy-related protein kinase eta. Gene Ontology annotation, cellular component: cytoplasm; nucleus. The record is from RefSeq and is a predicted model, not a curated record. Gene Ontology annotation, biological process: brassinosteroid mediated signaling pathway; peptidyl-threonine phosphorylation; cell differentiation. Gene Ontology annotation, molecular function: ATP binding; protein serine/threonine kinase activity. Lineage: Eukaryota; Viridiplantae; Streptophyta; Magnoliopsida; Cucurbitales; Cucurbitaceae.